AUGGACUUCAAGCACUUCUGGCAAGACUAUGUGGUGUUGAAACCGAAGACCGGUUCCUUUGGGGCCGAAGACGCAGACGCUGUCGCCUACACCAACGAAGACAUGGACCCCAUCAGGCGCAAAGACCGCACAUAUCAAUGGUACCAGAUGGGCCUCUUCUGGAUCGCCGAAGGAUUUAACGCGGCCCAGCUACAAGUGUCCAGCUCUGCCUUUUCUCUUGGGCUCAAUCCAGGAUUAUGUGUCGUCGCAUGUCUCCUUGGCAAUAUUAUCGUUUCGAUCCCGUGCGCGGCCUCGGGAUAUCUGGGAAGUACACUGGGGCUGAAUUUCCCUGGCGUCGUCCGGGCUUCCUUUGGACUCUGGGGAUCCAAGUGGGCGAUGGUUGUUCGCGCCGUCCCUUGUCUCAUCUAUUACGGAAUCCAAACAAGUCUCGCCGGUCAAGCGGUUCAGGCGUGCAUCACCGCUAUCUGGCCCUCCUUCGCCCACUGGAGGGUCCAUGCCUUUCCGGUAUCUGCCCACAUUACCGCCCAAGAGCUCCUCUGCUUUGUCAUAUUUUGGCUCGUAUCACUGCCGUUCCUUUACCUACCGAUCCGAACGCUCCGUUUCCUGUUCGUGGUCAAGAGCAUCCUAGUGCCACUAUACUGGACCGCUCUGUUUACCUGGUCGAUUACUGCCGCUCGAGGAUGGCCUUCGAUCUGGACGAAACCGAGUCUUCCUACCAAUGGCAUGUCUGUGGGGUAUCUGUUUGGCAUCUGCGUCAACGCCGCCAUCUCUGGUAAUGCCACUUUUGCCGUCAAUAUUAUGGACAUUUCUCGACAUUCGAAGAGCGACAAGGCCGCUUAUCUCACCCAGCUCUUCGCUCUUCCGGUGUUCGUCACGUUGACGGAGCUGCUGGGGUGCACAAUGGCCGUGGCUUCGUCAGUGGUCUACGGUCAGGUUCAGUGGAACCCUCUUGUUACCAUCAACAACUUUGAAGCGCGAGGAGGGAAAUUCUUGGCCGGGGUCAUGUUCGUCUUCUUCAACAUUAUGACCAACGUUACUGGAAACUCCAUUCCCUUUGCCAACGAUCUAACGGGCCUAUUUCCCAAAUAUAUCAAUAUCCGUCGAGGUCAAUUCAUUUGUGCGGUUAUUGGCUUUGCGAUCUGUCCGUGGGAGAUUCAAGCCAAGGCCACCACGUUCCUAGCCUUUAUGGGCGCGUAUACUCUCUUUCUGGGAGCGACGACGGGCGUCAUGAUGACCGACUAUUUCUGGAUUCGUCGUGGCUACGGCGUCAACAUUUCCCAUCUUUUCAAGCCCCACGGGAUAUAUUGGUACAACUACGGAUGCAACUGGCGUGCCUUUGUGGCGUGGUUCGUGGCACUGGGACCUUUGCUUCCUGGUAUGCUCCAGACUAUGGGUGUCCGCAUCACCAACAAAGGCAUCCUGAACCUGUAUUCCUGGAACUACGUCCUCGUGGUCACAUUUUCGGGGUUGCUAUACGUGGCCUUGACGACUGCGUUUCCAGUCCCUGUCCGGACCAACGAUGAAGAUUUGGGAAAGCUCUAUUUGAUUGACGGCCUCGAUCCCGAGAUCACCACAGGUAUGCCACCAAGCGGCGCCGAUGAAGGUCGAGUCGAGAAUCAUGGCGACAACUCCGGGAGUGAGAAGAAGGGAUUUGAUGGCCAGGUCAAUGCUCAACUUGUGAGCAAUAUAGCGUAA
This is a messenger RNA of Cladophialophora carrionii CBS 160.54, 1695 nucleotides long. RefSeq lists its product as uncharacterized. Gene Ontology annotation, biological process: nucleobase transport; transmembrane transport. NCBI's taxonomy places the organism in Eukaryota, Fungi, Ascomycota, Eurotiomycetes, Chaetothyriales, Herpotrichiellaceae. Gene Ontology annotation, cellular component: plasma membrane. The transcript has a single exon. Gene Ontology annotation, molecular function: nucleobase transmembrane transporter activity. The record is from RefSeq and is a predicted model, not a curated record. The coding region runs from base 1 to 1695 and encodes 564 amino acids.